Owenia fusiformis is the source of this 709-nucleotide messenger RNA. NCBI's taxonomy places the organism in Eukaryota, Metazoa, Annelida, Polychaeta, Sabellida, Oweniidae. The record is from the annotation of a GenBank genome assembly.
GCGCAAAACUGAAUAUUAUUUCAAGGAAUUGCCUCGGAGGGAAGAAAUGCUUAAAAAAGCGAAGAAAAUAGCAUCAAAACUUACCCUAUUGAACCAGUCAUUUGGGAAUUUGCAUAGAAUGGUUGGACACAGCAGGCAUAUAGAGGAGUGGGAGUUUGACAUCAUUGAUGAAUGUGUUAAAGAUUACUGUCAAACAUUUAGGAAGCUGUUCCCCUAUGAAUCAAAUCCUCUUAAAUUUCACUUUAUUGAGGAUCAUCUUGAACCGUUUAUACGAAAAAUGAAAUGUGGAUUAGGUGUUUUAGGAGAACAAGGCAUUGAAGGAUUACACAAACAGUUCAACGAACUUGGAGUUCGAUUUCGCAGAACUAAAAACACAUUGAGCCGCCUGUGUAGGAAAAAUGGCAGUGAUGGCUGUUCGAUGGGAUUUGCUAUGCUUUGGUUUUGCUGUUAUCUAGUUAAAUCAUGGGUAUAGAGUAUUUGUAGAUUUUUUUUUUGAGUAUUUGUAGAUGGUAAAUACUACAUUGUGACACAUACAGAUUCAUGAAUAUAGUUUUGGUUUGGAUUUGCUACUGUGUAGAGUUGCUGUUUUCUAGUUUAAAUAUAUGCACUGUUCUAUAUUUUUCUUUAAAAUUACAGAAAGUUUUAAAAAUUGAUGUGUAUGCUAAUUAAUGUCUACAAAUCUAUUAGAAGCACACAACCCUAAUAUUUG